AUGCCACAUCAAAACUCCCGCGGUUUGUUGCGGGUUUUUCUUUCCGUCAUUUCCUUCACUUUCGUUUUUGCAUCUGUUGCGGCGGCAUCGUCACCGUCCAUAGCGGCAGCAUCACCAGCUGCUGAAGUCGAACUCAUUUGCCAUACCGACAACCAAGCAGAAUGCUAUCCCAAGGUAUUCUCUCCAACCGAGGAGUUUCAGAUCAUCCAUCAUGAUCAAGACAUACCCCCUGGUUUGCAUGUUAGGAUGAACAUCUGGACAGGAGAGAAGGAAGCACGAUUAAAUAUUCCAGGCGACGACGACCCCUCCUUAGAAGGUCUACCCGUAGAGCAGUCAGUCAUGGUGGUGGAAGCAGAAGGGGUCAAAAAUGAACCGUUGAUGCCAUCUGGCGCUCCAGCAUACGAACCCGUCGGGGUGGUAAAAGAGCCCCCGCAAAAGGACCCAGGUUUUGCUGGGUCGCUCGCAAGUCUGAAGGAAUUUGCGGAAACAGCACCAUCAACACAGAACCACCAGCUGGACGAAGCUUUGAUGGAUCUGGAGGACAUCUCGCACGACAUAUAUUACGGGCAGAAGAUCACCGAAGAUUUAGAAGCGCUGCGGGCGCUCUUCUGCCUUCUCACCCAGCGUGACGUGGAACAGAUCCAGACUCGCGGUCUGACCCAGCGCCGGGACUUUCUGGCCUCGUCGGUUCUGGCAUCGGCAGCUCAGAACAACCCACCGGCACUGCGAAAUAUUGAGGCCGGGUGGGAUUCGCUCAUGAACAAACAGUGCGCUUUUCAUCAACAGCCGCUGAAAGAUGUCUUCUUUGAUAGCUUCAAGACCAUGGCGAAGCCCGGAACAGAAGAAUAUGCCAAUGAGGCAAGCUGGGUGCGCACAACUCUCCCCGUCGUGGGUAGAUUGCUGAAAAGUGACGUGUUCCGGACCCAAUUCUUGGCCAAUGGCGGAACGAAAAACUUUCUGCGGGUUCUCCUCAACGACGGGGCGGUGUGGGAUGCGGCGCGGUCCAAGGUGGCCAUGAUUGUGUCAGACACCUUCUUGGACGGGGACGUGGGCGCAGAGUUGGGUGUGUGGCCCGUGGGUGCGGCCAGCGAUGGCAAUAUUUGUGAAAACGAGGCCACCAGGCUGGAUGAUGGGUGCUGGGAGUAUCACCUUGAGCAACUGGCCAUCAAGAACGUGUGGGGAAAGGCAUCAGGAAAUGGUUGGAGCCAGGACCUGUUGGCCAGGUUGAAGCAAAGUAGACCGAGAGUUGCUGGCUCGGAGCCCAUUCCAGAGCGGAAUGAGUUAUGA
Molecule: messenger RNA, 1287 nt
Organism: Pseudomassariella vexata
Lineage: Eukaryota; Fungi; Ascomycota; Sordariomycetes; Amphisphaeriales; Pseudomassariaceae
Product: nucleotide exchange factor SIL1
Exons: 1
Coding region: 1-1287 (428 amino acids)
Cellular component (GO): endoplasmic reticulum
Molecular function (GO): adenyl-nucleotide exchange factor activity
Source: RefSeq, a predicted model, not a curated record